AUGUUUUACACUAGGUACUACCUGAUUUUUCGUAACCCGACACACCCGAACACCACGGUAUCAUUGAGUCGCAUUCUCGGCGAAAAACAAAUUCAACUUCCACCAUCUCGCGUAACUAUGGGGCGUAACGGUAAGCACUAUUCUCUGCAAUCAGAGUACACAAAAGCAUAUACAACUUCAAUACUAACCACAGAGCAAUUAUCCACCGUUAUUGAUAAUCUUUUUGUUGUUUUCAAGCGAGCGGAUGAAGAUGUAAAUCUUUUGUCACGAAAGGUGAUUCCUCAAGACUUCCAUGAAGCCGAAUCGAGCCAAAUUAUUCAUUCAUUUACAGCUUAUAUCGAGUCGCAUCCGAAACAAAAGACUUUGAGCAUACUUGACAAGUACUCGAAUCGUCGAUAUACCAGCAUUUAUUCACUCCAUCAUGAUAUUAAAGCAGUAUGCUCUCUUGAAAUUAAAGAGUUCAGAAUUGGAUCAGAUGAAUACAACAACAUAGACUUAUUUUAUAAAUUUACCACAGACUUGAUCUUGAGAGAAGCAAGCAGGUACCAUUUUGCACUCCAGAAGGGCCGCUCUACCCCAGUUGCUACAGAAAUACAGUCACAAGUCCAGGAGGAUUUCAUGAAGAUAUAUAACAGUGUGAGUCCUAAUGGUGAGGUUUUCACUCAUAUGCUUCCAGAACCCGAAACUGAACCCAACAGCGAGUUAAAUACCCCAAAUGGUUAUCCCAGUUUAUACAAUCUGUUUCUGCCUCAACCACAAGCAAAAGCAAAGAAACAACCUCUCUUUUCGUCUUUGACAGGAAAGUCUGAAAUUGACCCUCGCUACACUAUAGUGCCAGAUCCUUAUGGCCUUGCCAAAACCAUUCCUAUUAAUACUGCGGCGGCCAGUAAUACUACCACUCUCGAAUCACUUUCCCCACCAGUGUCCAAAAUUCCUCCUCCAAAUACCCUACCAACAGAUAUCAUAUCCAACUACUUCCAUUCAAUAUGGUACACCACUCCUAUUCCAAGGUGGUUGUCUUAUAAAACUAAGAUCCUCAAGCCAGCAGUGGAGUCGAGUCUUCUCAAGGGCAAGCACAAUGAUGACUUGAGACUUGUUUCACGUACAGACGAUUCUUAUGCAUCGUUUGCGCCUGUGGUGGACACCAGUGAUUCGGCUGUUACUCUCGACUUGAAGAACUCUGUGUGGUUGAGCCAUAUUGGCCGCAAAGAGAUCGAAGAGUACAAGGCUUUGUAUUACCGUACGAAAGACUCUCAAACGAAAACGAACGGUACCACUGAAACCAAACCAGUAGAAAAGGAAGAACACGCAAGAGAACCUGUAAAUGAUGUUGGAGAAGUGGAAAAGCAUGAAACGUCUAUUGAGACAGAUCAAAAAAAGAACCUUGAAAUUGACGUUGCCAAUUUGGUUCAGUGGGCGCCUGGAAAUUUAGCAGAGUUGGAAUCGAUCAAGCAGGAAAAAGAAGCCAUCAAAAGAUCCAGUCGGGACUUUGCGAAUGUGAUCACAUCUACUUUGCUUCGGUUAAACAAGUUGAGGCAGGAGCGCUACUAUCAAAGCUCAAACAACAGCAUCAUUCCGCCCACACAGACAGAAGUUCGCUUGUACAACAAAGCCACCAAAUUGAUAAUACUAUUCAUCGAGGUCUACAAUGUCAAUGCCAGUGACUUGGCGAUUCAAUUCAGCAAAAAACUUCCCGUUCUAGUGGCAGACUACAGUGGUACUUUACCAGGAAUGCUGGCUAUCAGAGCCCCAGCUAUUACUGGAAAAUCCACCAGAUUGCCCAGUAUCAGAGGACCUUACAAGAAAAAAAAUAAAUUGCAAUGA
This is a messenger RNA of Meyerozyma guilliermondii ATCC 6260, 1824 nucleotides long. RefSeq lists its product as uncharacterized. NCBI's taxonomy places the organism in Eukaryota, Fungi, Ascomycota, Pichiomycetes, Serinales, Debaryomycetaceae. The record is from RefSeq and is a predicted model, not a curated record. The transcript has a single exon. Bases 1 to 1824 code for a protein of 607 amino acids.